Molecule: messenger RNA, 789 nt
Organism: Fulvia fulva
Lineage: Eukaryota; Fungi; Ascomycota; Dothideomycetes; Mycosphaerellales; Mycosphaerellaceae
Exons: 2
Coding region: 1-789 (262 amino acids)
Cellular component (GO): mitochondrion
Source: RefSeq, a predicted model, not a curated record
AUGGCCACGAAACGAGCAUCGUCCCUCCUGUCCCUCCCCUCACCUCUGCGCCAAAGCACAUGUCUACCAUCUCAGGCACAGCAACAGACGCGGAGCAUGCACAAAGGCCUCCCGCCAGCACGCAUACCGAAACCAACUCCAUUUGUCCCCGACCCCGCCGCCUUCCUCACCCUAAUCGGCCGCAACACCUCCGCUCACGCCGCCAAAUUUCCCACCUGGGACUCCCUCUUCACCAUGUCCUCCGCACAGAUGAAGGACGCCGGCAUCGAGCCACCUCGCGCCCGGCGAUACAUCCUCUGGUGGCGCGAGCGCUUCCGUCACGGGAUCACCGGAAUAGGCGGGGACCUCCAAAAAGUUCAGGGCGGAAUAGCAGAACUGCGCGUGGUAGAAGUGCCCACAAACAAGCCAGCACCUGCGACAGUAUCAAGAGACGCGGGCGUGAAGAAGGUGGUCGUAAAUGUAGAACCCACGGUGGUGCUACCGGAAGAUCCAGCGAAUCCUAAGCCGAAAGAGGAGAAGGUGAAAGGGAGUGUCUUGACAGCGAUGAGGCCGGCGCAGAGGAUGAGAAAGGAGGAGGCGAAGGCUGUGAAUGGUGUCAAGACUGUGCAGGGCAACGUAAUUGGUGGCACGGGGGUCGAGUAUGUCAAGGGGCACACAGGCGUGGCGAGGUUAAGGGUUAAGGAAGGGCUGUGGGAGCAGAGACGCGGUCACAAGGUCGAUGGUGGUGAGAGACGGCGCGCCGAGGUCAGAGCAAAGAGGCGGGCGGCUGAGAGGAAGAAUGCCAGGUAG